AUGGGCCCAACAAAUAAAUGUGCCACAGAUGAACUACAAAUGUUAGGGCGGCGAGACUAUGAUUUGAGCUACUCCUGGCCCACCGAUAUUCCAAAUCAACAAUUACAGUCUACUGCUGUCCAGUUCAUAUCUACAGCAAAAUUACAAUUUCAACCUCCUUUGAACCAACCCUUGCCCACAAUCCCCACCAAAACCAAUCUCUCAUCUAAGCAAAACCUUGCACUCCACAUAAUUCUACAUCACCACUCUCAAAAAACUACAGCCCAACCUCUCCGAAUGAUUAUUCAAGGAACAACAGGAAUAGGCAAAUCAUUCUUGAUAGAUUACAUCAGACAAAAGUUGAAUAUAUUUGGAACCAAUACAACAAACACAUUAUUUGUCCUUGCACCUACAGGUAUUGCUGCUUACAAUAUUCAAGGAACAACUAUUCAUGCUGGUCUCCGAAUUCCUAUAAAAGAAAUGCAUCCUUUGAUAGGGAAAGCAUUAUUCACCUUCCAGGAAUGUUUUAGGCAUGUUAAAUAUCUUCUAAUAGAUGAAAUGAGCUUCUUAGGUCCUAAAUUGCUAUUGAAGAUUGACAGCUGCCUCCGCCAAGCAUUCCCUGAUAAACAACAUGAACCAUUUGGUGGACUCUCCAUAAUCCUUGUGGGUGACCUUGGACAGCUCCCGCCUGUGAUGGACAAACCAGCUUAUGCUUCGCACUCUACAACUCUCAACUUGUGUCGAUCAUUUACAAUAGUUGUCACAUUGCAUACAAUUUUCCGCCAACAAGGUUCCUCUGUUAAACAACAACAAUUCAGAAGCAUGCUCCAAAACAUUAGAGAUGCCCAGCCUAACAAGCAUGACUGGCAAAUGCUAAUGAACCAAACAAAUACAAAUUUCACCCUUUUGCAGCAAAAUGAAUUCAACUCAUCAAUCCAUUUAUUUGCAACAAAUAGCUCAACAAUGCUGCACAACAAAAGAAUGUUGAAGGCAUUGAAUUUGCCCAUUGCUCUCAGUAUUGCACGUAUUGCACAACAAACUAACAGUGAAUAUGAUAACAAUGAACAGUUGCCAUUGGAGCUACUGUUAUGUGAAAAUCAGUAG
This is a messenger RNA of Cryptomeria japonica (Japanese cedar), 1083 nucleotides long. RefSeq lists its product as uncharacterized. NCBI's taxonomy places the organism in Eukaryota, Viridiplantae, Streptophyta, Pinopsida, Cupressales, Cupressaceae. Bases 1 to 1083 code for a protein of 360 amino acids. Gene Ontology annotation, biological process: DNA repair; telomere maintenance. The record is from RefSeq and is a predicted model, not a curated record. Gene Ontology annotation, molecular function: DNA helicase activity. The transcript has a single exon.